GAGGCAGGUUGAUUUUUUCUUGGGGAACCACCGGCUUACUACAGACAAUGAUGAGUCGGUGAAAGUGCCGUUUAUCAAAGUGAAUAUCGCGUAUUUCUUCCUCCUCCUUCCUCUUCUUUAUAAAUACUGUACGACUUCUCAAUCGAAAUGACGACGACCACCAAUUAUCAAGGGAUGGAGCCCGGCUCAAAAAGCAGCUCGAGAGUUCUGCGCCCUCCUGGUGGCGGCUCCAACAUUUCGUUUGGUGCAGAUCAAGAUAAGCCCCCUGUCAAGAAAGACAAGAUGGCCUCCAGUGUGUUCGCUGAACCAGAGGACCUCUAUGCUAAUCGAAGGAACAACCCACCAGGGGGCAGUGCUACAGGUGUGCUGUGUGGUGAGCCAUCGGCCCCUUUGAGAAGAGGAGGAAAUCAAACCACCAACUCUGCAGACGCUCCCACUACAGAUGGAGAAAAUUAUGCGCACAAUAACGAAAACUGCGUGGCGGCCGAGCCCGAAGCGGCCCCGGCGCCGCAGGAAGAAGCCCCUCCAGCCGAGGAGUCCGCUGCAGGAGGUGCGUCCGGCCGCAGGAAUCCUCCCGGGGGCAAGUCCAGCCUCAUCCUGGGUUAAAUCCACCGCCAACUCCCCCCCCCCCCCCUCUCCUCCUUUACAUCCUCUCAUCUCUGAACUCAUCAACUCUUUUGGUUACCAAGGAAACCCCCAGCCCAUUUUGUCUGUACCGCAGGAACCCUAUCUGACGUCUGCCGGACAUCCAGUCUCCUCCAAGUGCAUUGUUUUGAUACCUCUUUUUUUAAAAACUGUUUUGUACUGUUUUUAUUGUUUGUUUCUUUUUGACAGAAGCACUUUAUGUAACUCUAAUUACAUGGUUCAAAGUCUGCCUUCUACCCGUCUGUAUUUGCAUUUGACCUGGCAAAAAAAAAAAAAAAAAAAAGGGUACAAGGAUCACGUCUCAUAUCAACCUGGUGGAAUACACUGUAUGUCCCUUAACUUUAUUGCAGCAGCACACAAGCCUGUAUGUGAUUAUAGGAGCAGUCUUAAGAACACGGGGCAGACAAGAAGCUGUCUCUUUCUACACUGUGUUCACUUUCGACCCUCUCUCUCUCUCUCUCUCUCUCUCUCCCUCUCUCCCUCUCUCUUUUUGCAUGCAUGUCCGGUCCGUUAUGUACGAAUGUGAGAACAUAACUGUGAAUAUGAUUUUAUUUUUUUUCUUCUAAGUUGAAACUGUUUGUUUGUUAAGUCGUUUUUUAGUGGAAUAAUUGUUGUAUUGUUGUUGCAUGACGUAAUCUGAAGAAACUUUCUACCCAUUAGAAUAAUAUAGUCCACAUGGGGGGGGGGGGGCGCACAUAAAUUCAGUCAUUUUGAUCAAACAAUCCGUCUUCAGAUGUAGAUUCCCAUGUCAGGGAACUCGAUUUGGAAUAAGCCUUUUUUUUGUAUAUCGUAGUCACUAAAUAGAUUUAUCGUAACCCCCCCGGUGCCAGAGUGUUUUUUAUAGGUCGAAUUAUCUCUGAAAUAAAAGUGUGCCUGUUUGUGUGUUAGGCUACAACAUCAAACAAGGUUGGGUUUCCACAGUUGCAUCCUCACAGUAUCGCCCAGGCUCAAUGGAUUCUCGUUGGUCCUGAUACUCCAGUGUUACUAGUAAACCCAUCUGAGAUUUGACAAGUGACCUUAUGACAGCUCAGCCUUUUUUUUUCUUCUUUUUUUUGUAUAUGCGUUACCCACCUUAUGCAUUUGUUUCCGCUCCUGCUCUUCUGGACAUGUACAACAGUUGUUUACGUACAUUUCAUGCAUUAUUUAAACCAAAAUUCAAACUCCCUCCUGCACCUGUCCUUGUUGAGUCAUGUGUGUGUGUGUGUGUGUGUGUGUGUGUGUGUGUGUGUGUGUGUGUGUGUGACUGCUGUGUCAGACGGCCGUCACGCGACUAAACCUGCAUUUCAGGUCCAUGAAAUGUAAACUUCUGUGGUUUAUACUUUGAAUAUGUGUUGUGAUGCCAGGCAUUGCUGUUUGCAUCCUCUACCAAUUUCCUGUUGCUGGAUGUAGUCAAGUCACUGAAGAAAUUUGAAGUUAAGAAACGGCACAAGUGGAAAUGAACAUUAAAAAUCAUUUUUGACCAUG
This is a messenger RNA of Labrus mixtus (cuckoo wrasse), 2109 nucleotides long. RefSeq names its product Jupiter microtubule associated homolog 1a (gene jpt1a). Bases 148 to 606 code for a protein of 152 amino acids. The record is from RefSeq and is a predicted model, not a curated record. NCBI's taxonomy places the organism in Eukaryota, Metazoa, Chordata, Actinopteri, Labriformes, Labridae. Gene Ontology annotation, cellular component: nucleus. The transcript has 5 exons.